GAGUUGUGCUCAAACCCCAGAUUCAUUGAUGAUGGAGCCACCAGGACGGAUAUCUGCCAAGGAGAUCUGGGGGACUGCUGGCUGCUGGCUGCUAUUGCAUCACUGACCCUGGACGAGAGCGUGCUGGCCAGAGUCGUUCCUCCUGAACAGAGCUUCACUGACCGCUACGCCGGCAUCUUUCACUUCCAGUUCUGGCAGUUUGGUGAGUGGGUGGACGUGGUGAUUGACGACCGGCUGCCCACCAGAGAUGGAAAGCUGCUGUUUGUUCACUCAGCCGAGGGCUCUGAGUUCUGGAGCGCCCUGCUGGAGAAGGCCUACGCCAAGGUGAAUGGAUGCUAUGAGUCUCUGUCAGGUGGCUCCACCAUUGAGGGGUUUGAGGACUUCACAGGAGGGAUAGCGGAGAUAUACCAGUUGGACAAAGCUCCUCCUCACCUCUUCAAGAUCAUGGAGAAGGCUCUGGGCCUGGGCUCUCUACUGGGCUGUUCCAUUGAUAUCACCAAUUCCUAUGAGACAGAGGCAGUGACAGCUCUAAAACUGGUGAAGGGACACGCAUAUUCUGUCACCGGUGCUGAAGAGGUCCAUCUCCAUGGAGACCCGGUCCAGCUGAUUCGCAUCAGGAACCCCUGGGGACAGGUGGAGUGGACUGGGCCAUGGAGUGAUGGGUGAGGGAAUGAUGAUGAC
This is a messenger RNA of Oncorhynchus masou masou (cherry salmon), 681 nucleotides long. RefSeq names its product calpain-2 catalytic subunit-like. The transcript has 6 exons. The annotation marks the transcript as partial. Gene Ontology annotation, molecular function: calcium-dependent cysteine-type endopeptidase activity. Gene Ontology annotation, cellular component: cytoplasm. Lineage: Eukaryota; Metazoa; Chordata; Actinopteri; Salmoniformes; Salmonidae. Gene Ontology annotation, biological process: proteolysis. The record is from RefSeq and is a predicted model, not a curated record.